Molecule: messenger RNA, 2706 nt
Organism: Triticum dicoccoides
Lineage: Eukaryota; Viridiplantae; Streptophyta; Magnoliopsida; Poales; Poaceae
Product: urease
Exons: 19
Coding region: 181-2706 (841 amino acids)
Biological process (GO): urea catabolic process
Cellular component (GO): urease complex
Molecular function (GO): nickel cation binding; urease activity
Source: RefSeq, a predicted model, not a curated record
ACCACGCGCGGCCGCGCGCCGAGCCCUCUCCCCGCCGGCGCCGGGAAGCCCGUCCCGGCGAAGCGAGCGGCGCCGCCCUCAUCCGCUGGCCCGUCGCGGGGCGGAGGUCGCCGGCGACCCACCCGCCCAGGUUCAGAGGUUUCGAGGGGUUCAGCCCUGAAUCUGCACCUGUGGUGAGGGAUGAAGCUGGUGCCGAGGGAGGCGGAGAAGCUGGCGCUGCACAGCGCCGGCUUCUUGGCGCAGAAGCGCCUCGCCCGCGGCCUCCGCCUCAACUACACGGAGGCCAUCGCGCUCAUCGCGUCGCAGAUUCUCGAGUUUGUUCGGGAUGGAGACAAAACUGUAACAGACCUGAUGGACCUGGGGAAACAGAUGCUGGGCAGGAGACAAGUUCUUCCGGCUGUUCCAUACCUUCUGGACACUGUACAGGUUGAAGGAACAUUUAUGGAUGGAACAAAACUAAUUACUGUACAUGACCCUAUUUGUUCUGAUGAUGGAAAUUUGGAGCUAGCUCUGCAUGGUUCUUAUCUCCCAGUACCUUCACUUGAAAAGUUUUCUGGGAGUGAUGUUGAGGACUAUCCUGGUGAAGUACAUUUCUGCUCUGGACGCAUAAUCCUCAACCUUCAUCGCAGGGCUUUAACUCUGAAGGUUGUUAACAAGGCAGACAGGCCUAUUCAGAUCGGGAGCCAUUACCACUUUAUAGAGGCAAAUCCGUACCUGGUUUUUGAUAGACACAGAGCAUAUGGCAUGAGACUGAAUAUACCUGCUGGAACAGCCGUUCGGUUUGAGCCAGGGGAUGCAAAAAGUGUUACACUUGUAAGCAUUGGUGGCCAUAAAGUAAUUAGAGGUGGAAAUGGCAUUGCUGAUGGUGCUGUUGACAGUUCUCAGCUUAAUGAGGUAAUGCAGAAGAUUACUGAGAAUGGUUUUGGACAUGAAGAUUAUCCGGACGCAAGCGAAGGUCUUAUUGGUGAUGGUACAUUCGACUGCAGUGUUGAUCAUGAGAAAUAUUCUAGCAUGUAUGGACCUACAACUGGUGAUAAGAUUAGGCUUGGUGAUACCGAUCUUUUUGCGGAGAUUGAAAAGGACUUUGCUGUUUAUGGUGAUGAGUGCAUAUUUGGAGGGGGGAAAGUUCUGCGUGAUGGAAUGGGACAAUCCGCAGGGUAUCCAGCAUCUGCCUCCCUGGAUACAGUUAUAACAAAUGCUGUUGUGAUUGACUAUACAGGAAUAUACAAGGCUGAUAUUGGUAUAAAAGAUGGGCUUAUUAUUGCCAUCGGGAAAGCUGGAAACCCUGAUGUUAUGGAUGGUGUGCACAGCAACAUGAUUGUUGGGGUGAAUACAGAAGUUAUUGCUGCUCAAGGCAUGAUUGUAACUGCUGGUGGUAUAGAUUGCCAUGUUCACUUCAUAUGCCCUCAGCUGGUAAAUGAGGCAAUUGCAAGUGGCAUAACAACAUUGGUGGGAGGUGGAACAGGACCAGCACAUGGAACUUGUGCCACAACUUGCACCCCUGCACCGUCUCAGAUGAAACUAAUGUUGCAGGCCACCGACGAAUUUCCAAUCAACGUGGGAUUCACAGGAAAGGGAAAUACUGCAAAACCCGAAGGAUUAUCUGAGAUCAUUAUGGCAGGAGCAAUGGGUUUGAAGUUGCAUGAAGAUUGGGGAAGCACCCCAGCCGCGAUAGAUAACUGUUUAUCUGUUGCAGAAGCUUUUGAUAUCCAAGUUAAUAUCCACACGGAUACCUUAAAUGAAGCAGGUUGUGUGGAGCAUACAAUUGCAGCUUUUAAAGAUAGGUCCAUACACACAUAUCACAGCGAAGGUGCAGGUGGUGGUCAUGCCCCAGACAUCAUUAAAGUAUGUGGGGUGAAAAAUGUGUUGCCUUCUUCAACAAACCCAACCCGGCCUUUUACUUCUAACACUGUUGAUGAGCACCUUGAUAUGCUGAUGGUUUGCCACCACCUUGAUAAAAACAUCCCAGAAGAUGUAGCAUUUGCUGAGUCAAGAAUUCGAGCAGAAACCAUUGCGGCUGAGGACAUCUUGCACGACAUGGGGGCAAUCAGUAUCAUAUCAUCUGAUUCACAGGCUAUGGGUCGCAUUGGAGAGGUGAUUAUCCGAACAUGGCAAACUGCAAACAAGAUGAAAGUCCAAAGAGGUAGGUUACCUGGGCCUGGUGACUCUGAUCCUGCCGAGGAUAAUGACAACUUCCGUAUAAGAAGAUACAUAGCAAAAUAUACCAUAAAUCCUGCUAUAGUAAGCGGCUUCUCAGAUUUUGUUGGUUCUGUGGAGGCGGGAAAGUUAGCUGAUCUAGUUCUUUGGAAACCUGCUUUCUUUGGUGCAAAACCAGAAUUGAUUAUCAAAGGUGGUGCAAUUGCGUGGGCCAAUAUGGGUGAUCCGAAUGCUAGCAUUCCAACACCUGAACCUGCUAUGAUGCGACCUAUGUUUGGUGCAUAUGGAAAGGCUGGGAGCUCUCACUCGAUUGCAUUUGUGAGCAAGGCUGCCAAAGAAGCUGGUGUUGCAUCAGAGUACAAACUAGCAAAGAGGGUGGAAGCUGUUGGUGGUGUCCGCCAUUUAUCGAAGCUGGACAUGAAGCUCAACGAUGCGCUUCCGAAAAUCGAGGUCGACCCCGAGACCUACACGGUUACUGCUGAUGGAGAGGUCCUGACUUGCCAGCCAGCAGCCACGGUGCCAUUAUCUCGGAAUUACUUUCUUUUCUAG